AUGAAUAAACGACGGGUGCCUCUUUUCGUGUUGUUUCAAUCGGUCUUCUCACUGGACAAGUGGUCAGCGAGCCGUGUAAGUUUUUUUUUUCGAGUUUUAUCGAAUAUGUGGAAAUUUCAGGCCACUUCGAUUUUCGGAAAUUGCCUUCCUUCACCAUUCAUCCUCUUUUUCAAGGUUCAACUUGCAAGUGGACGUGUUCAGUCCGCUAAAUGGUCUCUUUGUAUGAAAGGCGAAAUCUCAGCGAAAUGGUGGAAUAUUGAAAAGUAUGUUCCACAUUAUUUUUUCCUGGACUCUAUCUCGCUAUUUUGAACUGUUCAAAUUUUCUAAAACUUUUUUUAAAAAAAUUUCCGAACAUUUUUUCUAUUAAAUUCUGCUCUUUUUUAAACCGAAAUCGAGGAAAUGUAGGAAACUGGUACUAAUUCUAUUUUUUUUUAAUGAUUGAGAAAUAGUGUUUCAGGACUUCAAUGAGUUGA
Messenger RNA from Caenorhabditis auriculariae, 473 nucleotides. Lineage: Eukaryota; Metazoa; Nematoda; Chromadorea; Rhabditida; Rhabditidae. The record is from the annotation of a GenBank genome assembly.